CUCCAGGUCUGCAGUGGCGGCCUCUACUUGUUCUUUUAUAUAACCAAUUCAUGUAGAUUCCAUUCAUGCCCUCAUGACCCCCUAUGACAACUCCGGAUGUCUUUCGAGAUGCGGAAUACAUCGCUGACGUAUCCGGCAUCCCGUAUGAAGGCGUCGCGGACCUCGCCGGUCGACGGUCUGCGACUGAUGGCCGCUUCAAGAAAGUGCAAUCGGCAGCCAAGGUCGCGUUCAUCGAUCGGUUACUUCGCGACCUUGAUGUCCUGAUAUACUGCCAGCUUUCCGCACUGUAUUACAUGGAUUGUUCGAUCGUACUUUUUGCAAUCCGUGCUAUUGUGCAGUUGAUAUUCUUCACUCCCAAGGCGCCUCCCUUUGACCCGACGCGGAACCAACCAUUCAUCGGGGCUAUCUUCAUCAGUAAUGCAUUCUGUAUGAUUCAUCACAAGUUCUUCGGUCAAGCAGAGGCCGGAGAAGCAACGAGGGGGUAUUUACAUGGGGGAUUAUUGAUAGACUUUAUUGGGCAAAAGGCUCCCGUUUCAGUAACCCGGCUUCUAUUGUCUGACCUGCUUGUGCUGGUCCUCGACCUGGUGAUGUUGGGUCUGGUUGUUGAACGUGUUAAGACGACAGAAGCGAGUGCCCCCGUGUCGACUAUAUCCGGUGUAAUAGAGACACCGAACGAGCAAGAUCAUGAUUCCGAGGAGCGCGGCGUUCUUAACAAUACCUCGAAUCGGCCUACCAGUGAUGGAAUAGAGCUUGACGAGUUACGUCCGCGGGUCGAAUGUACGGACAUUACCCCGGACGAGCAAUUGGAGCACACAGAGCUAUUAGCGGAUCCUUCGGAAAGCGGACACGUAUCUAGCGCUAGGAAUAGCCACGCCUUGGAUACGUUUUCCUCCGGUGAAGCAGUGAUCAUGGACCUUGGGUUCUUUGGUAUCAUUCGGGAUCAAUGGCGUUAUAGCCCAGCUGUGGCGAGGCGAACAUCUCCUUAUGUACCCUCCGACCAAACGUCUACUUUCCUUCGCCAACGGUUUGGGUUGCAAGUCAACUCCGAGGGGCGCCUCGAAAGGGUAGCGACCUGAUCCUUUGUACCCCUUCUGCUUGUAUUCAUCAGGCUUGGGUCUGGGCUGUUCUCCGAUGUAAAUAUAAUAUCAAUACAUAAUCAGUGCUGAAGAUCAACGCUCCGAAUACCGCACUGCAUAUCCCAUUCGCAAGAGUGCUUUUUGCGAG
Messenger RNA from Aspergillus alliaceus, 1224 nucleotides. RefSeq names its product DSC4 family protein. Gene Ontology annotation, biological process: SREBP signaling pathway; protein processing. The record is from RefSeq and is a predicted model, not a curated record. Bases 84 to 1076 code for a protein of 330 amino acids. Gene Ontology annotation, cellular component: Dsc E3 ubiquitin ligase complex. The transcript has 2 exons. Lineage: Eukaryota; Fungi; Ascomycota; Eurotiomycetes; Eurotiales; Aspergillaceae.